Molecule: messenger RNA, 6674 nt
Organism: Coregonus sp. 'balchen'
Lineage: Eukaryota; Metazoa; Chordata; Actinopteri; Salmoniformes; Salmonidae
Source: the annotation of a GenBank genome assembly
AUGCCGAGUAUCAAGUUUCAGAGUGGGGACACAGUGAUGGGCCGCUGGCCCGGCAGCAGCCUGUUCUACGAGGUCAAGGUGCUGAGCUACGAUGCCAAGAGUCAGCUCUACACUGUUAUCUACAAGGAUGGCACUGAGCUGGAGCUCAGAGAGGCUGACAUGAAGGUAGGACCACUAUCUAUCUCCAUGGCAACCAUGUCACUGAAGACAUGACUCAGAUGAAUAUCAAUGUCACAUAAUAUUACUUCUCAGUUGGAUGGUGUUUUUAUACCUUGAGAAUGUUCAGACAUUUUGAGUUUAUAAUUUUAUGGUAGUGCAUAAUCAAAUGUUAUUAUCCUUUUAUGAUAAGUUGAUUGGUGCUGGCCUUUUACAAUUCAGUUAUGUAAAAGCUAUGUAAUAAUAUGUUGUAACCUUGCUAAAUGCUGUAAUUUAUGUUGUUCCAGAAUCCCACUGGGUUCAAACCAAGCCGUCGCUCUCGCUCACGCUCCCCGUCGCGGCGGCGCAGUCGCUCCCGUUCCCCGGCCAGGACUACCAGGCGCUCCUCGUCACGCACUGUCAGCGGCACCUUCAUCGCGGAGACCCACACCGCACGCAAGGAGCCCAAACUGAAAGAAGCACUAGAGGUCAGACUCAUCCCUGUGGUGAGGAACGUGAUGGCACACUCAUUGCUGGGAUUUAGAAUGGCUUUUCGUUUUUAAAUAUUGCUCUACUGAUGUUUGUUUGCUGCAUGUGUUUGUGUAUUCAGGAUGCCCUGUAAAAUGUAUAACCUCAGAGAGAGCAUUAUUUGAUAGAUCAAGCAUUGGCUAAUAAUGGUGUAAUAAACCCGUAUUUUAACGUAGUGUGAGUUAACCACUUAUAGUAUUAAUUCGGUGGGUCCAUGUUUGUGUAGACAUGCCUCUGUUUUUCACUAUUGUUGGUCAUCAGGUUCCUUUUUCUGCAUGUUGAUGUUUUUGCUUCCUUCACUCCAUUUUCAUUUACCACAGGCAAAGCCAGUUGAAAACAAUAGCAACAAUAAGCAUGAAAAUAAAGAGGGAAAUGAUACUUCUGACAAAGUCAACGAGGUGAGACUUCCAGAUAUGUACUUUAGGAAUACCUACUUUUUUAGUUUCUGUCAAUCCAUAAUUAUCGCAAUGCUCCUAGAACAAAAUACAUGUUUGUGUUAGGCUGUAAGCAAGAUUAACCAAAGUCAUGGAAUUAGGCAACAGAACAUUCCCUAGCUGUAAAGUCGGCUUUUAGGUAUAGGAAUGUCAUGAUGCAUGCAUGUUGUACCUCCUGUAUGUUAGGAGGACUGCAUGGGGGAGUCAGCCUGUACAAAGCCCCAGCUGACUGAUCCACACACACCACUUAGUGUCUUGCUAAUGUUCCAUCAGUCAGUCACAUGCUGUUUGAACAUGUGCUGCCUAUUUUCUCUGCUCUCCUCAGAGGUUAUGAGAUCUUCUCAUUGCAGCUUAUGUGGAUUUUGAUCAUAGUUGAUGUUAAACAAAUACCAAGACUUUGGCUAUCAGUAUGCUCAUGACAUAUAACUCUGCCAACCUAGUAGUAAAACCAAACAAUGGUUUAUGGUGGUAUUUCCUGCUAUAACAAGAUACGUCUUCACUUGUCCUUUAAUAGCAGAUGCACAUCUAAAGAUAAUUUGCGUGGCAAAUAGAAUGGAUGUGCAUGACAAGAAAGCUCAUAGUGUCUGCCUGUCACUGAAUUCACUGGCUUUGCAUCAUAGAUUGGGGCCUGUAUAGUGAAACAUAGCACCUUUAUUAUAGUCUUACUGUUUAUAUUUCGCUAUAGUAUUUUCCCCAUGUUUGUCGGACUUGUAAAACAGUAAGGCCUGUAGGCUACAUCAAAUUCACAAGCUCCAUUGACCCUCGUUUUAGACUCAGGCAUUCAUGCUGUGUCUGCCCCCCUGCCCUCUUAAGCGUCUAUCAACCAGAACAUGUAGGUGUACACACAGCAGUGUUAUAGAAUAUUUGACUGUUUGCUGUCAUACUUUUUGAAUUCUGAGCAUGGCUCAAGCAAUUUCUCCAACUGUCAACAUGUUCAAAUUAAUAGAGGACGCGUAGGCUAUGUUGGUUGGGAAUUUGGGUGGUUGCAGAUUCGUGCUAUGCGUCCCCCGAAGACGGUGGUGUCACAAUGAGACGCCGGACUAUCGCGUCUGUAGACUCUGAAUUACACCCCCCCCCCCCCCCCUCAUCUCACCAGCCGUGUGAGGCCCAACUUAGUUUAUUCUACGAUAACCUCCCCCAUAAGCUCAAGUCACUGUGGGUUAGACAUGUUGUUCAUGUCUGUGUAAAUAAAUACUACCACUCAGCCUGUCCCAUGUGUGUCUACCUCCAGAAGCCUGCAGAUGUGGAGACAGAUAAGAAAAUAGUAGAGAGCCGCUACAACUUGAGACGCAGGAAGGAUGACGGUGAUGCCAAGCCAGCCGAGCAGACAGAGGAGGUUGAGCAGAAGCCUGCAGUAGCCACAGCCCCCAUCACCACGGAGCUGGAGUUUGGAGGGAGGCUAGGUGAGGAACUGAGAAAUGUGGUUGCUAUGCCUAUCACAUCUUGUCAUGUGCUGGAUAGAGUGAGGAAAAAAAGAAUGGUGCUAGUCUGCACACUGUUAUGCCAAUCAAAUUGCACUAGGGUGCUAGUCUGCAUUCGCCUGGGUACCUUCUGUUUAGCUAACAUUCCACUCCUUGUACUCUGUGUCAUAUGCCAAAGAUGUUUAGUGUGGCAAGGAGUGGAAUGAUAGCUAAACAGACUGGUACCCAGACUAAGUCUGUAUAUCGUUUGACAAGAAUGUAUUUCUUGAUGGACGGUAACAGGGUAAACAUAAGUCAGACAUUUGGAGAAGGGCCAGGCUGACUUCCCUUGGCUCCAGUCACUCAGUGUCUUUUUCCCCCUGUAUUUGCAGGAGUGUUCUGCAUGACGCUGCUCCUGCCUGCGACGGUGUUGGGCCUGAUGGUGGUAUGCGGUCAGAAGGAUGCUAGCCUGAUGAGCUCCCCCCCUCUGCCUUCCCUGGACUCCCUGUGGGACCUACAGGUGUUUGGCAUCGUGGUCCUCUGGUUGCUCUUCCAGGCCCUGCUCUACGUGCUGCCUGUCGGAAAGGUAACAGGAUCACCCACCCCCUCACUGCUCUGUUGGCACACAUGUAGAAUCAGCUUACCCUCUCCAAAUUAUGUUGUAGUCAUUGUGGAGAGAAAAAAAGAACUGAACCGUAGACGAUUGUCUAGUGGCGCAACUGCGUUCUUAGAAUUUCUACUCCCACCUCCUCAAACUGUACACACACUGGCAAAUACACACACCAACACCCCCCCCCCCCCCCCCCCCCCCCCCCCUGAGAGUACAGGCAGUACACAUGACUCCCAUCUGUGACCUGGACAGAGCACAUGACCGGCGCUCACAUCUAAUUUCUGCUCAUUAGCCGGAGCAGAGGAUAGAAAUUAGAUUAAUCAGCGGGAGUAGGCUACGGUCCACGCUGGAACACUACAGGAGAGAAUGGGACAUUUCGUUCCUAUUUUCAUCUCCUGAUCUUCCUUUUGAAAACCGUUGAAGCACCCUUGUCUUUUUGAGAAUGUAUGAAACUUUCACCAUAUGGCUCCCAUGAAAUUGCAUGAUCUCUGGGUCUGGGAAACAUUAGUAAAAGGGAUACUGUACAAAAAGUAACCUGUCCUAUCUACAUUAUCCCUCUCAGAUAAUGUAUUUCCUGUACACUGUAUUUCCUGUAAGGUUGAAUGAAUGUCCAACCUGUGUGCUUUUGUCCCCAGGUUGUGGAAGGAAUGCCCCUGAAGAAUGGAGACAGGCUGAAGUACAGAAUGAAUAGUGAGGCAUUCCUGUUCCCCCCCCCUUUUUUUUCUUCUUCUCAUUUCGAAUGAAUUAAUUGAGAUUAACUAGUCCGUUACCCCCAGCACUUUGAUAUCUGUAGUAAAGCACUAUGCCAAUGUAUUUCAUUAACAUAUAAGUCAUGUAAGGAAACUAGGAAAUACCUUUUGGUUGAGGAACUUCCUGUGUAUUAACCCUGUAUGUCUCCCUCUCCUCCGCCACCAGCCCUCCAUGCCUUUGUGCUGACGGUGGCAGCCCUGGGGGCUGCAGUGCACCAGGAGGUGGACCUCAGCUACAUUCACAACCACUUCCUCCAGCUGGCUGUGUCUUCCCUGCUCUGCUCUGUCCUGCUCAGUGUCUACCUGUACGUCCGCUCUCGCUGGGCAACCCAGGACCAGCUGGCCCCCGGAGGAAACUCUGGUGAGUGGGUGUGAAUGGGGUGUUUGUGUGUAGUUGUCACUGGUAGACACACUUCUACAAUCUGGGUGUGAUUUGAUUCGAUGAUAUGGUUCUAUUAUGACAUGGACCAGCAUACGGUUAAGAGCAAAUAUGAAUUGAUCCAGAGCUAUAGAUGUAUAGAAACAGGUUAAGUAUCCAAAUGUUCAAUUGAUUCUGACAGGAGAAUGCAUUCCAAUCCUCAAGUUGCGAGCCGUAUUGCUGUACUACCCGUUUGCAUGAUGAUGCCUUACAAAUGGUCUACAUAAUAUGAUUAAUUUGUUCUUCUCACCUCCGCAGGGAGUGUGAUUUAUGACUUCUUCAUGGGAAGUGAACUUAACCCCCGGAUCAAAGGCUUUGAUCUCAAAUACUUCUGUGAGCUGCGUCCAGGAUUGAUUGGUUGGGUAAGUUUGUCUGUAGUGUACUGAAAUGUUUCCAUUAAAGUACAUUUCAGCUGUAUAUUAGAGACAGUGUAAAUUAGGCUGUUUAUUUCCUCAAACACAACUGCAAAAACCAAAGAAGCUGUGUUCAGUUUCCCGUUGUGUUCAUUACUCCCUUUAGUGGUAAAAUCUAAAAUGCAUCAAAUAAAUCCUAAAAUGAUACUACUGUACAUUUUGGAACUAGUUUGUCUAUGUCUGAGUUUAACUGUCUGUUCAACGAGAGUGUUUAAUCAGACCUGUGACAUCUGUUCUGUUCUGUCCAGCUGGUGAUCAAUGCUGCCAUGGCUCUGGCUGAGAUGAAACUCCACCACCUGGACUACCCCUCACCAGCCAUGAUCCUGGUCAACUGCUUUCACCUGCUCUAUGUGCUUGAUGCCUACUUGCAUGAGGUACAAAACCUGCUUUUUAUUUCUGCCUGAUGUGUUAUUUAGUCAAUUUAUUUGGUUGUAAUCUAAUGGUUGAUUGUUGCUCCCCAGGAGGGUGUCCUGAGCUAUAUGGAUAUUACCCAUGAUGGGUUUGGCUUCAUGCUGGCAUUUGGAGACUUGAUGUGGGUCCCCUUCACCUUCAGUCUCCAGGCCUACUACCUGGUUCACCACCCCAACCACCUCUCUCUGCCCUGGAUCGUUGGCAUCGUCACUCUCAAUGGUUAGUCGGUAGUACUGACUUAGUACUCUGACCUUUAGUAUUGGCAUACGUUCAUAUUAGUCCUAUAUGUCGUCUGGGAUAUUAUUUUUGUUGUACCAGUAUGACAUUUUGUUGUAUGAUUACCAGUAUGACAUUUUCUUUACAUCAUGUGUUACAGUCAUUGGAUUUUGCAUCUUCCGUAAAGCAAACUCACAGAAAAACGCCUUCAGAAGAAAUCCAUCAGACCCCACAUUAUCCCGUAAGUCCUCAAUCCCAGUAUAUCUUAUUCUAAACGUUAUCCAUUUGCAGGCUCCCUGCCUUGAUAAAGGGAUGGAGUUGUUGGACUCACUGUAACUCUGUGUUUUCUAGAUCUGAAGACUAUCCCUACUGCCACGGGGAAGAGUCUCCUGGUAUCUGGUCUGUGGGGGCUAGUCCGUCACCCCAACUACCUGGGGGACCUCAUCAUGGCUCUGGCAUGGUCCCUACCCUGUGGUGAGUGACGGCUAGUUCAGCUAGUUAAUCAGUUAUUCAUAGCUACUUAGUUACCAGGUAUUUCUUUCAUUUGUUUUUUGUAUGUAUUUUUUUCGGAGUUGUGCUGACGAGGCACCAGAAACAGCCCAGUAAAGCUAACCAUGUUUUGAUAGGUGUAUAGUGCUAAGAUGAGAUGAUGUAGUGUAGGUUGACCUGUUGUGUUGUCUGUGGUUGCCCUGUAGGGUUCACCCACAUCCUGCCAUACUUCUAUGUGAUCUACCUAUCCAUCCUGCUGGUUCACCGGGAGGCCCGUGACGAGGCCCAGUGCAGGAGGAAGUACGGCUCGGCGUGGGAUGACUACUGCCGAGAGGUCCGCUACCGCAUCAUCCCCAGAGUCUACUGAGGCCUACGCCACCUCUGUCCCCACUCCACGCCCUCCAGUUCUGCAAGCUUACAACUCAUCACAUGGCUGCAUGAGUUCACAGAGAAAAAACUAGUUGUUUGAGAACAUUAGAAUUUUGGAAAGGGGGAAGCUUGAUUCUUGGAAGUACCGCAGGAGCAGCUUUCUUUUGAAGUUCCGUGGUUUUAGGAAGGUAAACCCUCAUUGGCUGGCUGAAUUUGGUUAAUGCCUUUGUUUAGAGAAAAAAAAAGGUCUAAAAAAUAAACCUCAUAUUCUGGUGAAGUGAUGUAUAUAUUUUUGUACAUAUACAUUUUUUAAACUGAAAGAUACCUGUUAACAUAACAUUGCAUAUUUGGUCUGUUUUUAACGUUUUCUUUGCUCCCAUAUUCAAAGUAUACAAUAUUUUCUGGGCUUUUAUUUUGAAGUAUUUUGUAAUGAUACCUUUCGUAUACAUUGCUUGUGUAUAUUGUGAAUGAUGGGAUUGAAAUGCUCUUUUUUUUUUUUUAU